GCCGCGCACCCAAAUCCCAAACAAUUUAACUUCUCAUGACUAAGCCUCUGAUUCUUUCCUUCCUCCUGUGGCAUUUACUACUGCUUCUCACCGGACCAUGUCGCCGGAACCUCGCCCAGGCAGCCGGUGGCACGUGGUCCCUACUGAGACCCAACAUUGGCAUAUCAGCCAUGCACAUGCAACUCCUCAAUAACGACCGCGUGGUCAUCUAUGACCGUACGGACAUCGGUCGAUCCAACGUCUCAUUGCCGGACGGUAAAUGCCGGAACGACUCUAACGAUACCGCUCUGAAGAAUGACUGCACUGCUCACUCAGUUGAAUACGACGUCGCAACGAAUUCGAUACGUCCUCUCAUGGUUCUCACCGACGUUUGGUGCUCCUCUGGCGCCGUCAUGCCUGACGGUUCUUUGAUACAAACCGGCGGUUACAACGAUGGCGACCAUGUGGUUAGAUUGUACAAUCCGUGUAGUGGGUGUGAUUGGCAAGAAAUACAGAAUGGCUUGACUCAAAGAAGAUGGUAUGCGACCAAUCAUAUCUUACCCGACGGCCGGCAAAUUAUAAUCGGCGGUCGAAGGCAAUUCAACUACGAGUUUUACCCGAAGACCGCCAUGGCCACAAAAGCAUAUAACUUCCCAUUUUUAGUCCAGACCACUGAUCCAGUGGUUGAGAAUAAUCUAUACCCCUUUGUUUUCCUUAAUGUCGAUGGGAAUUUAUUUAUUUUCGCGAAUAAUCGAGCUAUAUUGUUCGAUUAUUUAAAAAGUGUUGUCGUCAAGAGAUACCCGGAAGUGCCCGGCGGGCAACCUCGGAGCUAUCCCAGUACUGGUUCUGCCGUUCUUCUUCCGGUGAACAUUAACCUGCAAGGACUAGCAGUUGAAGCUGAAGUUCUGGUUUGUGGUGGAGCACCAAAAGGAGCCUACACCAGCGCCGCAAACGGUAACUUUCUUGGAGCGUUGAAUUCCUGUGGAAGGAUCCGAAUUACAGACCCCUCACCUCAAUGGGUCAUGGAGACAAUGCCUAUGGCUCGAGUCAUGGGUGACAUGCUAUUGCUCCCAAACGGUAACGUGUUAAUCAUAAAUGGUGCAGCGGCGGGUGCUGCCGGAUGGGAAUAUGGUCGGAACCCCGUUUUGAAACCGGUCAUUUACCGACCCGGUAACUCCAUUGGGUCUCGGUUCGAGGUACAAAACCCAAGCACCAUACCCAGAAUGUACCAUUCCACGGCGGUUUUGCUCCGUGACGGUCGGGUUCUUGUGGGUGGGAGCAAUCCCCAUACUUAUUACAAUUUUACUGGGGUCCUUUUCCCUACAGAAUUGAGUUUGGAAUCGUUCUCGCCUUCGUAUUUGGAUCCAGGAUCCGCAAAACUGCGCCCAAAUAUCAUUUCUCCCGUUUCCCAAUCAAAGAUCGGGUAUGGUCAGCAAGUCACUGUUCGGUUUUCAGUCAUGGAGACCCUUAAUGGAAAUAUGGUCACGGUAAGAAUGGUAGCACCAUCGUUCAACACACACUCUUUCUCAAUGAAUCAGAGACUGCUGGUUCUUGGUGGCGGGACGGUGGCGGCGGUAGGGGGAUCAUCGUAUGAAGUUAAGGUAGUGACACCGGGUUCGGGUAAACUUGCACCAUCUGGAUAUUAUCUUCUAUUUGUGGUUCAUCAGGAUAUUCCUAGUAGGGGUGUUUGGGUUAAAAUUCAGUGACAGUAAGUGUUCAUUUAGACUCCAAUAAUUGACACUGAUUCUAUUAAUCAAUGUCGUUGAUUUAACUGUGAAUCCCAAUAUUUAUUGGGAUCAAUUAUUUAUUCAAUGAUUGUGAUCAAUCGAAUCAACAAAUUGUGUUAAUUUUUAAAGUCCAAAUAAUAUUUUCCUAUUUAUCUUUUGGGUUAUUUGACAAUUUUUUCCCCCUGGGGCUGGGAGCAGGGUUAAAAAUAAUUUCAACAAAUUUUUGUAUUUGACCGA
Ilex paraguariensis (yerba mate) is the source of this 1943-nucleotide messenger RNA. Lineage: Eukaryota; Viridiplantae; Streptophyta; Magnoliopsida; Aquifoliales; Aquifoliaceae. The record is from the annotation of a GenBank genome assembly.